AUGCAAGACAGCCCAUUCAAUCAAAUGAAAGUGUUGGGGAAACUAUGGCCCAAAAAAGAUAUAACCUCUCCUGUCCCUUCUGGUGUUCUUGUAACUCCACCUCUAUUUGUGGCGCUAUCUCCAUUUGCAGAGACCCAUGAUCUCGUAGAAAGCGUGGACGCGACUCGUACAGCCUUGCUAUGGGCCAUUCUAUUGAAAAAUAGAAUCAAAACACAAGUAACUCAACAUUAUUACCUUGCGGCUAGGCGUGUCUAUGAUGUAUUUGCUCCUCUUGGCAUUCAGCAAAUUUAUGGCACCACUAUAGUUACUUUUAAUACAUUUAGGCUGCUAUUGAAUGAAGAUCUCCAACAAUUGAUCCUCUAG
Dentiscutata erythropus is the source of this 363-nucleotide messenger RNA. The record is from the annotation of a GenBank genome assembly. Lineage: Eukaryota; Fungi; Glomeromycota; Glomeromycetes; Diversisporales; Gigasporaceae.